AUGGAGAUACUGUUCAGUGUGUGGAAGAAAUACCACAAGAGGAAAAUUCCUCAUGAGGAGAAAAUAAACUGCAUUCCUCAGGUGAACGAGUCCACAGGUAAGUCCUCCAGAGUCACCAGAGGACAGAAGUUUUCACUGAUGGACAGACAUCUUACAGCCAAAGAGGAGGAGAGAAAUUAAUGUUUUAUACCUGUGUGGCUUUAUGUUAGUCACAACUUUGACUUUUGAUAUACUAUAUUUUUCUGAUUUCGCCUCCAAAUUAAAGCUCUCAUCAGCAACUUUCUGUUUCUGUUCUAUCUGGUGCCCCCUGUGGCAUAGGCAGUGCAUCACAUUCGUUUGGUUAUUUUUUCCUGUACUCGUUGAUGUCAAGUUAGUUUUUUUCCGAAAAAUUGGUGUGUCAACUGCUAACUAGUCAACUGCACAAAGAUUUUACAAUUAUAUUUAAAAGAAUUAAAAAACAUUUGUUUGCAUCAUGUUUUUGCAAAGUAAAAAUCAUAAAAUUCUUGCAUACCUAAUUAAAAAAACUUCACAAGGCGCCAAGUCAUUUUGCAAAAUACUCCAAAGAUUCAAAAUGCAAAAAUAUUUGGCAAAACAAACAAAAAAAAUCUAUUAAAAAAUGCUAUUUUAGUUUUUUUAAUUAUAUAUUUUAAAGGAAUCACCAGGGAUACUUAUAAACCCUGAGUUCAUAUCAUUUCUCCAACAACGGCUGUAAACAUGUUAAAUUUAGCUUAAAAGUUUUAACAUGAGGCUCUAUGGGUCCCGACUCACCGCAGGACACAGCCUCUAGUGGAUGCAUGAGGAACUGCAAACUCUGGGACUCAGAUUUUAUUUACUUUUUCAUCCUUUUAUCUACAUUUUGGGCUCUUUCCUUUUCUGGCACUUUCAGAUGUUUUUUUCUGCCUCAAAGUUCAACUAUAAACCCUCUACUGCCCGUUUUAUGACUCUUAAAAAAAUCUCAAAUAUUUAUGGAUAGUUGGCGGUGUUGAGGUCAUGUUGACAUCCUGUUGCUUGAGGAUGGUGAUUUAUUUAUGUGUAGACUUGUUAUUGUCAUUUUGAAGAAUAUUGAAACCAAAUGAGGACAUUAUUGAUGAGCUUUGGGGGCACAAUGACAGAGAAAUAAAUUAUUUUGAUUGAUAUGUUUUUGUUUGGUUUGUGUUAGCAGCAUCUGUUCUCACGGUUCUUUCUCAGGAGAACGUUAUGUAAUGCUCCUGAUGGAGGAGUGUGAAAGUGUGUUGAUGUUCCUCUGGAAAAAACAAAGCAGCUUCAGUGAAAGACAAACAGGCCGACAGGAAGGUUUUCAGAGAGAUGGAGGAGCGAUAACGCUCCACCUGUCUGAGCAGAAAUCUCCUCAGGAAAGAUAGUAAUGAAGGUUUGUUUUCAUGAUUUCUGUCCAGCUGCUCAUGAAACCCCGUUGACGUUUGACUUGUUGUGGCGCGUGGGAACGUCUCACUGAGAGAGAAGAAUAGAGGAUUUUUGUCCUUCCUUUAACACAAAGCACACAUUUGGAUUCAGAUUGAAAGACGAUUUUAUGGAUUUAAAGAAACGUCUUUGAAAUCCUGGGAUCAGCCGUGAGGUAAUGUUUGACGGACCCGCCUGUUGGAUGGCCCAUUCUCACUCUCUGUUCUCAUGGUCGUUACUGAAUGUCCAGAAAUGUUUUUAAAGUUUAAUUGAGGAACAAUUAUCACACUGUGAAGGGAUGAGAAAUGGAAGAGACGUCUCCCAGAAGUAUCCACUAUGAAAUUUUAAUUAACAGACAUGAGAAAUGGGCGGAUCGUUCUGUUUAAUUCUUGACAGUUUUUCUCUCAGUGCUAGUCAAAGAAAUAUGAUUUUAAAAGAGUAUUUCAGUAUUUUUUAAGCCAGAUUGUAUGAGUUACAUGUCACUUUAGAGGGUUUUAGCCACAAUGGAUGCAGGUCAAUUUGACCCUAUCACUGAGAAACCACUGUGAGAACCAGCAUGCAAGCUAGGCUACAAUUUCCUGCAGAAGAGGUGCCAAGCAUUUAGCUAAUUUGGAGAGACUCUGGCCCAAACUUUUACAUCAGUUUGAAUUCACACUUCACUGAGAGAUUUUUCUUUACUUUGCAAUAAGAAAGUCCGGUUCUGCCCGCAGAUUCUUACUGACAUCCAUUUCAGCUAAAACACUUACAGUAACAUGUAUCUCAUGCAACCACACUUAAGAAACACUGAAAUAUCCCUUUAAAUGUGGUGACCCUGACCCUAAGGUUAAAACUGAGAAUGAAAAGAAAGAGAAAGUUAUAAGCAUUUGUGUUUGUAGGCCACCCCUGCAUAAGCUACAGCCACUCAAGUCCAAAAAGUCUGGACACGCCCCUGCUAAAUGUACAGUGGAUGAUGAUGAUGCAAAUCUCAAAUUAUAACUGAUUGAGUCAAGGGUUCAAAUUCUUCAUUUGACCGUCUUGCAGUCCUCAUAAACAUGAAAAUGUACAGUUACAGAGGAGUAACGGAUGAAUGGCUCAGUCUUAAAUUUUUCAAAACACCAGCAAAACGGCUCGUAGUCUAAUCCUGUUGUUUCAUCUGAGAUGUAAAAUAGGUCAGAAUGUGCUCCUGUGUAGGUUUGGUCUUUUAUUUGUUUGUUAUGAGCGAUGACUCACCGAUAAAUAUUUGGAGAAAAAGCAGCUGUGACUUCAGAGAGAGAAAAAACGAGUUUCCCACCGACUCAAAGUUUGGAAAUAAAAGAAGAGAGAGAGCGAGCAGCUUUGACAUGAUCCGUGUUAUAACACUCGCCCUGUGCUUAUCUGUUAUGGUUCCCCGCCCGGAGCCGAUAUAUAAGAUCAAUACGGGAACGCCCAGUGGGUAAACAUUCCCCAGGCCCCCGGCCCGGACCCUCAGCCUUCAGAGGCCUGAGCGCUCUGUCCUGACCCCUGCACCGUGAAGGUGAGCCUGUGGUGUUUGGCAGCACCGACGGAAAUCAAACCCUUCCAUUUAUUAGUUCUCAGAGCUCGUGUUGUUGUAAGGAUCAGAGAUGAAGAAAGGCUCAGGAUUAAUGCGACGAAAAGACAAACAAUCGACGGGCCGUGAAAGAUGUAAAUGCACCGCAGAGUAUUAUUUCCACUACUUCAAAAGACUGCAGGCCGGCUGCAGCUGCCACUUUUUAUUUUUCUCACAUUGUUUUUGAAAAAAAAAGCGUAAUUUUUAUGCAUAUAUAUCAAGUUACAAUGAUGACUCAACUGCUAAUUUAAAAGGAUUUGUUGGAGAAAUCGUAAAACCUUAAAGGCUUAGAUCUCAGGUUGUAUACCCAGGUGGAUGCCACACCUCUGCUUUGAAAGUAAAAGAAAAAACAUACCAUCAGUCUGAAUGCAUUCCUCCUUCAAAAGAGGUUAAAUAAAAGGAGCAAAAGAAACACAAUCAUCUAUUUUUUCCCGUUAAUGCGCUGAGGGAACCAAUUACAAUACUACAUCAAGUUUUCUCUAUUCUAUUCUCCUGCAUCAUGUGUGAGCCACCAUAAGGCUAUGAUAGAGGCCUUUACAUUGUGGUAUCUUCUGCACUGCAUCACAUUUUCUCCACUGGGAAAAAACAGAUUUAUAUUUGUGAAAUUUUAAGUCCUGACUGGUGCACUGGCAGAGUUUUCUCUUACUAUUAAGGGACAGCCACAAGUUUACAAAAGGGGAUACAAAUUGCAGUUCACCCUGUUUUCUCCACUAAAACUUCAGCUGUUGGAACACUGUCGUAUUUCUGUGCAAUGAAAUUUAAGCCUGAGGAGCUUUCUGAGAGGACUCUUUGCAUCAUGUUUUCUCUACUGCAGGUGCACAUGAGGCUAUUUUCUCCACUGAAAAGACACUUUUUUUAAUCAGUAAUAUUUUUUUUGACUCAGCACUCCAAAUAGAACACUGUAUUAUGUUUUUUUUUCAUUGAUAGAACACCCUAAAUCUUAAUGCAAGUUUUCUCUGCCACGUUUUCUCCACUUGAACAAAUCUCUUAGAGCAAUGUAUCAAAAUGAGCCCCUCAUAGUUCACUGUAUCCCAUUUUCUGCACUGCAAAUGAACAGUUAUUGCUGCACAUCACAGUUUUUCCACAGUGUGGGGACCUGCAAUUGCACAGAAUUAAGUUUUCUCUGAUAAAAAGGACUCCAUCACUGUCCUAUUUACCUCUACAGGGGUAAAGAAAAAAAUGCAGUGCUCCACAUUUUCUCAACUAGAUCAGACUCUUUGAAGAUGCUGGCUGGUUGUUUAGAGAGAAUGCAUUUGUCUCUGUGCAUCAAUUUCGUGUUUUCUAACUGCAAUUUUCAUGCACUGCAACCUGUUUUCUCCACUGCAAGAGCACCCGAUAGAGCAUUUCCUCCACUCUUACUAGAAAUGCAAAAAAAAUGUUCCAUUGCAGAGCCAUCAUCAGUGUGGUGCAUCAUAUUUUCUCUAAUGAAAAAGAGUCUGUCAUCACUAUUCAUCAAGAGCAUCCACUAAAACCCCAUUAACAUUUAAUUUUCUUGGCUGGAAGGGCCACAUCACUGCAAUACAUCCUGUUUUUUCCACUGUAAGGGCACUUUGUCAUGUUUUCCUGUGUAUUUGCACAUUGUAGACAGUAUCUAAUCCAUCCGAAAGGACACCUUUGGCAGGAAACAAGUCUUUCAAGGAGGCGUUCAGUCACGAAGCCUCAGUUCCUUUAAAUAUAAUUUUUCCCUCAAAAUAACUUCAACGUGGCACUAAACAAGCAGCUGUCAGCUUCAGAAAAAAACUGUUUUUGUACCACAGUUUUCAAGCGAAGAGCACAAAUACCUGUUUUGGUGGUUUAAAGUUAAGAUCCAACUGCAAAUGUUCCCACUGUGUUGAAUAUAAACCAUUAAAAUCAAUGUAGACUGCAGCCUGACGGUCCUGGAUGAAAGCCUCCAUGCUAGGAGGCUCUGUUGGUAUGUAAUGGCCUACAAACCCAGUCUAAAUAAACCAGGGUUACCCACAUUGCCACUGCAGCGGCUUUUGCUCCAACACCUUUUUAGUUUGUGAUUACUAAGAAUGUUCUUUUCCAUCCACCUGAAUGUUUCCCCAGAGUGGCGUUCACCUCGGGGAACAUUCGAGUUGAAAAAGACGGAAAAGUAUUCGGUGUUUGUAGAGUCACAUCUGUUUCAAAGAUGAGACUUUAAACGACUCUUUCGAACAACACAGAGCUGCUUUCUACUCAAUCCCAUUCAGAGUGAUGACAGCAUCAGGAGAUUUGGGUUGGAGCUGAGGGAAACUGCUAUGUAACAGCAGCUCCCAUGAAGGCACCAGGACAGAGUUGUCAAUCAGUGCUACCUGCACCGUCAGCUCACCCAGACCUGGAGGGAGUCCAGCUGAGAGCAAUCGGUUCAUUAGAGGCUGCUAAACAUAUGUCUCUGUCACAUGAAGCAGCUUUGUUUGGGAGAUACUGUCAAACUCAUUAAUUCUUCCUCAAAUAAAUGCAGACAUUCCUGCUUUUACUGCAUCAAACAUGGCAGAAGAAUUAAAGAAACAUUAAACUAAAGGUAUGCUCUGGGCAGGGGAGUUUAGUUUUACCGUCUGAAUAAAACCCUGAUUGUCAGAUUUAGGGUGUUUUCAUUAGACGGAGUCAGUCUGGUAUUUCUUCUGAUCGGCCUGUGUGACAUCUUAACUGACUCACACCCACAUAAACACACUCACACACUCACACUCAUGCUGUACAUCCCCUGGGAUUAGCUGCAGUCUGCUCUGAGUCUCCUUCAUACUUUUAUUUUCUAACACUCUUCCUCUGACUGACCUGAUUUUCCAUCAGCGGGUGAAAGAUGUCUGACAUUCUUCUUCUCUGCUCUCUUAAACCGUUGCUCAGUCUGUGUGGUCCGUCUCUGGGGACGACGUCAUGUUGCCGGGAGUCGGACUGACUCACCUGCACCGUGUGUGACCGACUGGAUCAACUUGGACUCUCUGCAGCUAAUGAGCAUCCUUUAAUACAGAUGACAUCAAGCAGAUUUACAGACAGUGAGGAGGACAUAGAGAGGCAACAGUGUCAGUGUGGAACAGAAGACAGGAAAUAACGGCAUCUGAAGUUGGCAAAGAAGGUCCUGAGGAUGGUGCUGAAGGUCCAAAAAGGAACAAGGAAUGCUUGAAAUAAAACUGUCACCCAAGAGGUCUGAAGGUGAAGGUGCCAGGUGUUGGUAUAAACCUCCCCAAAGUAGACAUCGGCACCUGGGUCUGAUGCUGAGAGUGCAGAGGACCAAAUUUAGACUAUACCAUUGUUAUCAAGAAAACUGCAGUUCCUCUACUGUCCACAAGAGGCUGUCUCCUCCUAAAUAAAGUCCUCAUCGAGCCCCAUGUUACUAAUUCUGAAUUCUACCGCAGAAAUAAACGUUUUUACAGCCUGCAUGCAUGUUGUCGGGGGGGGGGGGGUUAAGUCAGAAAUGGAAGGAUGCAGAUAUGGAAAAACACCUAAACAAAUUUGGCGAGCUCUCCAGAAGAACUAGCAAAAGUUAAUUUGAUAAACUGUCAAUAUUUUCACAAAGCUGCAAGACUUACUGAUAGCCAAUCUGCUUUUGUUGGGUCAUGAACUGCUGUCUAGUAGCUGAGAAAACACAGCUUUGUACUGAACCUUAAUGUUGAAGAAAAAAACAGUGUUUACCACAAAUAAAUUAAUCAGCAAAUUGACUCUAGCUGCACAUUGUUGUUUGGAAAUAAGAGGCAACAUCUGUUUUGUUUGUGUUGGUUUUUGCAGUUGGCAUGUCCAGCUACAACCUUUACUCUGCAGCAUCAAAGCCAAACCACAACAGUGAAGGAGGUUGCAGAAUCACUCUGGGAGAGGGAGUGAGAGAAGUUUUACAUGCAUGCCUAUGCAAAUCACUCCUGUUGUGACAUCACGACAGGAGCAGAAUAAUUCCCAUAUUUUAGAAACUAUUUUUUCCAAAAAACAGUGGGUUUUUUAUCAAUGCUACAUAUUUAAAGAUGUUAAGCUGAAGGAUGACUAAAGCGUGAGCAGAGGGAUGAUGUUUUUAAGGUUAAAGACAGUUUCUUUUGGCCACUUUUAUCCACUAAAUACUGGAAAGUGCUUCACUCAUGAGUCUUGGGUUUGAAUCUCUUGGUCCACACCUGCUUUUUUAGCAUUUUUAAGAACUGGCACCAUAAAAAUAAAGAUUGAUGGAAGCAGAGGAAGGACUUCAGUGAAGUGUAAAUACCUUAAAUUUGUCCUGAAGCAGUCUCUGAGUGCUGAGUUACAUUCCUCUAAAUAAAAACACAAUUUGAGGCGUUCGUGCCCUCUGCAGGCCGCCUCUGUUGCCGUGACGAUGAUGUGUGGACUCAGCAGGGUGAAGUGAAGUGAGGAGUUGGUGGAAAAAGGCGGUAAGAUGCUGGAGGGGAGCGGGCCAUGAAUACACUUUUGAGAGGUUUUCAUAAUGGCUGCAGUGAUUCAGAGCUAAAUUAAGCUCAGGUAAGCCGGCUCCAGCUUCAGGGCGGGGCUUGUAUUCUCAUAAGUGGUAUUAUUUAGCCGGUGAUGUCAGUAAAUUGGCGAGUCGCUGGUGGCCUCGCUGUUCCAAACUGACAUAGGAGAACAGUAAAUACAUUGAUGCGUGCAGCCUCACAGAGCGACUCGCAGGGCCAAGAGCUGCACUCCCAAUCUGUGAAUCACAUCCCUAAACAUCACAGUGGCAGCAUACCAGCCUCUUUACUCAUUCAGCAGCAUCUCCCCGUGUGAGAGAGAGCACAGGGUUUGUUUUACUGAAGAAAGCCACGUUUACUCAUUUACAGCCACCGUGCAUGACCUUUUGGACUCCAAAACACAAACAAAAAGACAUAGAUGAAUGGUAGACGCCGAGGAGUGGAGAUAUGAAGAAACUUAUCAGAUUCAAGGGAAACGCAGACUGGACUGUAAGAAGCUGUGUGCGUGAAGUUUUUUUCAAACAUUGGCACUUGCCACAACAUAAUCCAACACUGCCCAAGUCCUUUCGGUCUUUAAACCUGGGCCCAUGCUGUGACUUCCACUCCAGAGUCUUGAUUUUGAUGCAGGUAACAGCUCCUGACUCAGUGUAAUGCCGAAACACUGAGGCUUAAACUAAAAGGACUAAAGCUAUGAGCUCAUGCUACAUACUGAAGCUAAAGCUAACAUGUUUUGGCUAUGUUAUUAUGUGAACAAGCAGCGGCUAAAGCUAACAGGUCUAAGGCUGUGAUAUCAUUCCAGCAGGUGGAGGCCAAAGCUACAAAGCUAAAAAAGGAUUUGGAUAAAGUGCAGUCAAUCAAACAUUGUAUUUAGGUCCGUGUCGAUCAAAAGAAGUUUGAUUUCAGAGGUUUUAGAGGUUUCUUUGUUCUCCAGCUGUCAUAUUCACUCUGAGGUCAGUUAAGUUCAAAGUUUGUUUCUUUUUCUUUGGUGGAUGUUAACGCCCAGCGGUCCAAUCACUGGACUACUGCCAUGGCUGCUUCUUGAAGUUCACAGGUGUACGAAGCUUCUCUCAGCACAAUCUCUUGUUUUGUUGGCCGGCGUUGUCUUUUUUUACAUCUCAGCGCUAUGUUUCUGAGCCGCAGAUAAGCCGUUGCCAGGGAAAAUGUAAAAGUGGGUCAUAUGUGGAGGUCAGAGGAGCCAAAUAUUCUCAGAUUCAGUUUCAUUAUUUGUGUAUCUCUGUUUCCUCCGGAGUCUUUCAAACGGGCUCAGUUGGACGUCAGGAUGAGGGGUGAGGAGAGCGGGAGGGACAUAUGAGAUGGACCCUGAUCACAUGACAACAAGAUGAGGGUCAGCAAGGGCGGCUUCAGACUCUAAGGACAGGGCAAGGGUGAGGAAAUGAGGUCUCUUAGUCUGGGCCCUGAAGAGGAAAGUAGUUAGAGUUUAAAGGUGGGUGCAAUGAUGGGGAUUGGCAUGCAGCAAAGGGAGGAAUCAAACCCAAGACGCCGACCCUGAGGACUGUAGUCUAUAUACAUGGGGGACGUGAUUAAACUGCCAAGUUAAAGAACUUACUUUCAUACCAAAAUUUGGAGUUAAAUUUGUUGGUAUGAAUCUUUUUAGAGAGCAAAAGCCAGAGGCGAGGAGAGCAGCUGCAAAAAAAAAAAAAGAGCACAAAAACAAGUACAGAGUAAUGCUGCGUUCCAGUUACCUCAGAAGUCGGGUGUCGGAGCUGGGAAUGAUGUUACACCUGAGUUGACGGCGUUCCAGUAAAGUUGGAAAAGUUGGAAGUUGGAAAACCAAGAUGGAUGCCUACAGUUAGCCAUUGUUAGCUGUUGUUUACGAUUGUCAGCUGUCGUUAGCCAUUGUCAGUUGUUGUUAGCGGCUGUCAGCUGUUGUUAGCCGUUGUCAGCGGUUGUUAGUUGUUGUUAGUGAUACCAGUUGUAAACAACACAUAACACAGUAUUUUACUCUUACAAACACCAUAGCACCGUGUUCACAGUUCGACGUUUGGCAGUACAACAUAUACCACUUACUUAAUCUCGCAAAAACAAAACAGAAGUGCUAAUAAUACAUUACAAGAGCUUUCACUGUUACUCUUUACUGUUAAUGCACUGCACUGCCAUCUUGAAUUAUGAUGUCAUCAAGUCAGGGUGGUGAGGAUCAUCUGACUUUCUGAGUAGGAAAGCCUACUUUGGGGGGAUGUUCCAGGUGAAUUUCUGACUCUAAGCUCGAAAAUUCCAACUUCCGACAACAACUGAAACGCAGCAUAAAAUCUGGUCAAAUCAGACAAAUGCACCAAAGUGGUGGACUGCUGUUUGUCUGGGUCUGCUCAGUACUGUGAGGUGUGGACGAAUACUUACUGUUCUGACAGGUGGAUACACUAAAGCUACUUGCAAUGCCACUAAAAGUCGGCUUCUGGUUGGCUCUCCGAAAGUUAGUUGAGUCAGCAUCUUUAAUGACGACCCCCGCUGAUGGGUUUCAAAACUCUUUAUUUUUUUCAAAUUUGAAGACAUCUUUUGGUUGUUGUGUUUUCAUUUCAAUUCUUUUUGACAGAGAAAACAGAGUUAAUCAGGCAGUAACAAGUAUUGGAUCAGGCGUCUGUGUCAGCAGAUACUCAAUAUUAAAAAGCUGUUUCAGGACUCUUCCCUGUAUUAAACACAAACCAAGGACAGAUAUAUGUGGAUACAGAUCUUUUACAUUUCUUUCAGCAGCCUCUCAUGUCACUGUGGUUGAUAUUUUUUCAUUUUCACGUCGUCCCAGAUGAAAAUAACGAGUCUACACGGGGAGGAAACGCACCGAAAAGUGUUAGUGCAGAGGGAAAACUCGGUCCUGGCCGCAGCGUUCAUGAACAUGAAAUUGGAUUACGGUGGACUACCUUCAGCCAAUGUUUUCCCUCUCUGGUAAAUUACCCUCAGCCGCUGCACGGUUCAACACAUAGAUCUCAGAUAAGGCUGCAGAGUGACGUUCAGCAACACUUUGUGGGAAUUGGAGGCUCCGACUCUCUGAAUCCUCCACAAGCGCGUCUUUGAGUCCAAACUGCAUGGGAACCAUUACAGAGAAAGGUAUACAGAGUAAAUAUAUAGAGCGGGGUGUAAAUUGUCAGCUGGCUGCGGCUCUAAGUAAUCAGACGGGAACUUUGGAGCCGGAGUGACCCGAUACUGCUGUAAUUUAGCUCCUCUUUGUGUGUAAUAAUCCAUUUCACGGUUUAUGUUUUAAGUGGAGAAUUAAGUAAUUCUUUGCUUUCUGGCUGUUUGUUCAGCAGUUCUGCUGCGUGUGGUCAUUUUCUCCACAGUUUAUAAUCCUCCCCGCAUAAAUCGCCCUUUGAAGCCUCCUUUUCCUUCCACACAGGAACAUUUCCCUGUAUCCGGUUUAUGGAGCAGCUCUCCGGCCUCUUUCUGAGGGCGAGAUCUCGUCUUGUGUCAUGUAAACGCUGACAUUCCCUGGGAGGUUGUCAGAGGAGGAAGAGGGAGUCAGCCUUUUCCACCAAGGCCAAGUCAAACAUUUCCUUUAUUGAGGAACAGUAUCUGCUGAUGCAUAAAGAGCCACUGUCUGAAUCAAAGAGGUAUUGAUGCAGGAAACUCAAACCGCAGGUUGGAGCGCUUCACCUCCUUUGUGCAGCUCACAAUUAAUCAUUUAAAUGCAUAAAACGGGAAACCCCCCAAACUUUAUCCUGGAGAGAGUUUACAGCUGAAAUGGAGGAAUGUUGUUUGUGUUCGGAUCCAAACGUUCCAGAGCUGAGGAGAAUUUUUACAACCUGGACCUUACUUUCUGCUGUUGGCCAUCGGUCUUAUUGGGUUUGAUAGAGUUUUACUCUUCAGGGUAUUAAUGUGAUUUACCUUUCAGCACAUUAAAAGAUAAUUCUCUUAUACAACAUGUAGUUUGAUGUCUUUUUUUUCUAAAACAACCCCUCAUACACUAAAAACUGCCUCUAAAACUGAGUAUCCCCCUGCUGUAAGCUUUAAGACCACUGUGACUCCAAAAGCUCUUUCAAUUGCUCACAAAUUUGGUCAUUUCACUACACAGUAAAGACACAUGUUAGCUUUAUAACCCCACUGUCAGGACACAUUUCCCUAGAAUACAGGCUUUUACCAGCACGAGGGUCCAUUUUUUUUUUAUUACAUUUUUAUAAAACAUUUGCGCUUUUGGAAAACUUUAGAUUUGCUUCCUGUCAAGAUGAAGAAAUAACCUGUACCCAAUGCUAACCAAACUAACCAAACUGAACUCAUAUAAACCACUCAACCUGACCAAUAUUAACUCAACCAAACCAAAUUAAAUCCAUCAAAAACACAGACUCCAACCAGAACAGACAAAUCCAAACUCGACCAGACCACCUCUAACUAACCCUUACCAAAUCCAACUGGUCUAAAACAAUCCCAACCAGACAAAAGAAAAUCAAACCAAACCCAACAAAAUCUAUUUAAAACCAUCCAGACCAGAUCACAAACCUCAACAGUUCAACCAUAUCUAACCAAACCGGACCAAAACCAAAGCAACUUGCACCAAAACACUUCAACCAAGCAAAACCAAACCACUAAACCCAGCCAGACCAAACUAAGCCCAGCCCAACUAAUCAGUCCCAUUUAGAUCAUUUUAGAUUCAAACCAAACCCAACAAAAUCCAUUUAAAACCAGCUAAACCAGACAAAAUCCACCCAAGCUGAACAAAUCCUACUAAACCCAACCACACAAUUAAACCAUAGUUAACCCAACAAAGCCAUCAAACUAUAUCAACAAAGUCAAACCCAACUACAUUCAAAAAAAUCCUAACCCUAAACCAACCCCAACCAGAUCAAAGUAAACUCAACCAAACCUAACAAAAUUACAUGGAAACCAAAUAAACUAGACUUAAUCCAGCUAAAACAAAACCACCAAGCCGAACAAAUUCUACUAUACCCAACCACACCAAAACCUAACCAAACCCCUCCUCGACCAUACAACCAAAACCAUACUGAACCACACUAAACUGGCCAGAUCAAACCUACCAAACUAAACCAAUCCACACCAGAUCAAUGUAAACUCAAACAAAUCCAAUCAAAGCAAACAAAAUACAUCUUAACUAAACUAAAUCUGAUCAAAUGAUCAAACACAAUCUCUCUCACCGUCAUGUAUCUACUUUGAGUCCUGGAAUUCAAUGAGCAUUAAUCAGCUCACCAAACUGAAAACCACAUAUCUCAACAGUUGAUAGAGUUCACCCUGAUAUCCUCUGAAGUGAAAUACUGAGUAAGACUCUGCGUCAUGGCGAAAUUUUACCCUGAAAAACAGAGUUAAGAAUGUUUCUCUCCUCUGGAGCACGGCCAUCAAGUUUAACUGUGUCUCUUUAUUUGGUUUGUAAAUCUGAAUCACCCGAUUGGAUCCGGUGAUUAUGGAUUUAUUUCAUGUUUACUCGCAGGGAGGAAAAUAAAAAUCGAAGUUAUAUAAGUCUUUAUGACAUAAUUUUUCAUCUUUAAACUUUGGGGAGCGAUCAGAUCUUUCCAAGUAAAAAGGCUAGAGUAAAAACUCAAGUGGAGUCUUUUUUUUUAUUUCGUUGAAUCUGAAGUCCGAUUGAGGACCACGCCUCGGACAAAUAUCUGAUGUGGAUCUGUGGGUUCAGCAUGAGUGGGAAGAAGGUAAAGAAAGGGACGUGUUUUAACAUGAAAAUCUCUCCUCUUCUUGAAAUCCUUCCUUCUUAAAGCGUUAGCAGAGUCUCAGCUGUGUCAUCACUUUCUCCCAAAGCUGCCUCCCUCGUCCUCUCAGACCCGAUCGAAGCACCUGGAACCGCUUCAAGGACUCCAGGGUGGUUCUCCAAAACCAAUAAACAAAGCAGUUCUUAGGUGAGCAGUCCAAGUGUUCAUCAGCCUGAUAGGUUAAGGACGUGUUACCCCCGCCGUCCACACCCACAUCAUCUCUGCUGCCCUCUGGGCUCCUCUCUGGACCUGCAGAUCCUCCACAAAUCGUCCAAAUUGGCCUCAUUUAAGCAGCAGAGAGGCUCAAACCGCUGACAUCACCGCUUAUUCCACAAACACGUUGGCAACCACAGUACUGGAAAAUUAGAUAAACUUUAAGAAACAAAUGGCCAAGGUCUCUGAGGAGAGCUGCUUCAUCUUAAUGCUUGCUGAAUCACCCAUGUGUUUACUCACAUAUUCUCCCACUGUAAGUCCUAUAAUGAGGGCUAAUGGCUGCAUUAUUAAAGGACUGAAGAUUUACACUCUCAGUCUUUGUGUAGCUGCACAAACUGAGAGGAGUCUGAAUCUUUUGUUUCUGCAUCUGCAGCCUGCAGAGGGAUUUUGUUUGUUUUGCUAUCGACAAUUCCAAGGAGUAUGAAGGGAUGAUUUAUACAGUUAUUCUCUUUUCUCUUGUAGACUUAAGUAGUGGCAGAGAUAUUUUUCAAGUGUAUAAACGGAGACUGAGUAAAACAGGUUAUUACUCAUUCAAAACUAGUUGAUAUCAAACCACAAACAUGGAUGAACAGCAGUAUGAAAGUUAAUACUACUUGUGUCCAAUAGGUGGCAGUGUUCUAGUGAUAAAAGUAAAUAGGUUCUGGCUUAACAAAUUUAUGUGUUCAGGGGUAGAGCUUGAUCAUGCAUAUGAAAAAUAAAUCAGAUUAAACACUCUAAGAAGGAGUUACUGUCUCCACACAUCAAGCAUUCGUGCGAAUGACUUACAUGAUUAGUCAAUGCAAAGAUGUGAUUAGACGCUCCUGCUACUCUGGUGGCGCAAAUGAUGAGAAUUGGGCGGGAGCUGAAAAUGUCUCAACUUGAGCGGACAUUCGCGUUGCGAUAACUAAUCAGCACGAAGGUUGCCGGUUGAUGUAUAAAAACAGACGGUUGUUCACUGGUAUUUAAAAUGAAGUACAAACUGAUCGUGUUAAUGUGUGGGUGCCCCGAAUUAAAUGAUACAUUUUCUUCCAAUUACCAAAACCAGAAUAAAAAGGAGCUCGCAUGGAGGAGUAAGGAGGUCUGGUAAAUUGUAACAAACCUUUGUCUAUCACUUGAGCCCGCCAGCUGAAUUGGCAGGAAUUUGACGCACGAAUGAAGCGAGUAAACACUAUUCAGUCAAACGUCUAGUUUCGCGCGAAUUAAGCGAGUAGAUGAUUUUAUUCAUGCUUGGUGUGGGCGCCCAAUUACGGUGACAUUCUGUUUCUUUGUGACACAUGUACAUUUCUGACAACCAGAAAUUCAAAUCAAAAAAGUGGACAUCCUGUUGUGUUUUAGGCGCCAGCGUAAGAGGAUUUCUUGGUUUGAUACAUGUGCCAAUAGAGAUCAGACAUGCCUGUUUAUGCCUGAGGCUGAAUGUUUUAAAUGUGGAACUUUAGGAAGAGUUGCAGAGCCACUUUUUGGAAAGUUGUGGCAAAAGCCAACAAAUAUCAAAUAUCUUGCCGAUCCUGAUGUGUGCGCUGAGUUGAAUGAGUUUUUGGGGUGUGCUUAAAAGUGCAUCUGAGGUAAAGGACUUUUGUACAUGUACAAGCAAGAGAAUAAACACUGCACCAAAGCUGAGUAUGAGCUAAACUUUGUUCCCUCUUUGCAAGAAUCAAAGAGACGCUCCUCCCACACAACCUUGUGCCAGUUUGGAGUUGCAGCAGUAAACUGAACCCCAGAUCCGCCACACAGCACCUCUGGUUUCUGAUCGAUCAUCUGUAUUAAAGCCACAUGCUGCUGAGCCAAACCUGAUGUUAGAGGCUUUGUGAGUCCUCCAGUCAGCUGUCUGCUCGUUUAUGCAAAUCUGAGAAUCUGACGAGGAUUCCUGAGCAUCAAAUACCCGAAAAAUAACUCUCAUGUUUGGAUAAACGUGCUGCAUAUUUACGGGGUGAGCCGAGAGUCUGGAGAUGGACGGAGGAGGCGCAGACACUCGGCGGUUUUGGUAGAAAAUGAUUUUACAUCGCUGGUUAACCACAGCAUGAACACAGCACUGUAUAAUUCACUCAGAGCAAACAGUGCUGAGUUUUACAGCCUGUAGCCUUGACGGGAGAAGAGCCGCCGGCUGAAUUACUGAAGACAAGGCAAGUCCAUGAUGAUGACAGAGUCAGGGCGCUAACGACCAGUGAGCUAUAAUGAGCUGAAGUCUGACGGGAAGAUAAUUAAACAGGUCAGAGGUUCCCAACCUGGAGGUCAGUGCCUCUUAAAGUGGUCUAGGAGAUAACACUGAGACGACAUAAGAGGAUUAAUGAUAAUAUUAUCGUUAUCAUGAUGUGUGUGAUUGUACAUUUGAAGGUUUUAAGAUAUGUCAGCUGGGUUUCCCCCGAGUGUGCGUCUCUAUAUGUGUGUGUGUCCCUGCAGGUGCACGGAGCCGGUCCGAAUGUGUUUAUGUUGAGGGGUGGGGGAGCUCUGGGAAGGUUUCUGGGCUGAUCUGUCCAAUCUGUGAUACACUGACUUACUGUCCUGGGAAGGGAACUCCGGGCCCUGAUCAGCCGGCUUUAGGGCUUAGCUCCUCUAAUGUGCUCCAGACUUUAGAGGCAGCCCGGCCCUCCAGAGGCCGAGAACGAGGCCCCAAAAUGCCCCAUCAGCACAUCCAGUGCCUGGCUGCUCUCCAGCUGCUCCAAACGCUGCUCCUCAGGUUAUUUUCACAGGAGUCAGAUCUCGAGGAGAGGUGUCCUCUGCAGCUGCUGGGAGGAGGUGAGAGCAGAAACUCUGUUAGUUUACACUGGCCUCUAAUUAAAAAGAGAUAUCAGUGAAUCAGUGGUACCUCAGAUAAGACAGCAGAGAGUUACAGAGCUGCUUUGAAACUUAAUUUUUAAGUUCAUCUAUCAAAUCAGAAACAAAACAAUUCCUGAUCAAAGUCCGUUUAGCUGAUCUGAUUUUUUUUAUCUCAUCACAUCUUCCUCCUUGAGUUAGACACUAUUUUUAUCGUUUUAUGUUUGCAUUUUCUGUUUAAAAUGACUUAGAAAAAAGUCUUAAUUUGAAUGCAUGUAAAUCUAGCUCAUUCCUGCUCCCGUGCAGAAGGGGGCGCUGCUGUCUCUGACAUGGUUUGAAACUCUAAAAAACUCCUACAGAGGAUAAACUUUUGAAUGUUUUUAGUCUGUCCUCACAGAUAUAUCUAACUUUACAGCAGAAAUAAACAUGUUAACAACCUGGAAUAAAAACAACAACAACCAAGGUUUUAUGUUUUUGCUCUUGUGAUCAUAAGUAAUGUUAUAGGUUUCACAGGUAAGUUUUACCGAAACAAAUGAUUUUCAGCUCAGUGCUUCUCAAUUCUGAAAAACACAGUGAUAAAGUUCAGAAGAUUGAGACCCGAGCCAUUCAUUUUCCUUCCUCUAUGCGAGAAUGUCUGUUAGAAUGUCUGUAGUGAGAGUGUCCGUAUGUUUCUUUAAUAAAGUUCACUUCAUAUUCAUAUUGCAUAUUCCCUUUAACUGUCCAUUUCCAUACCUGUAUAUUGUUUUUGUUUAUUUUAACUGUGUUUUAACUGUGUUCUUAAUGCCUGUACAAUGUCCUUGGGUGUCCAGAAAGGCGCUUUUAAAUAAAAUGUAUUAUUAUUAUUAUUAUUAUUAUAUGGUUUCUCCCCUUUUUAACAUUCAUUAAGUACCCAUUUUAAAGGCAGAAUGCAACUUUUCAAAAGUUAAUACUGAGUUGUAGACAACCUCAUCAGGACUCAUUAAAUCAGACAGGGCACAUGAAUUAAUAUGGAUGCUAGAAAACAGUAAAUCUGCCCUCCAAAUUGCUCUCUGCAAAAUAAGACUGCUUAUAUCAAAGAUAUCAGACAAACUGCAGAGGAAAUAUUUCUUAUUCUAAGCAACAGUUGGGUUUUAACCAACAAGGUUCAGGAACAAAACCUUUCACCCCGACAAAACAUCUCAAUAACCUUACUUCUGAAUCGCAUAAACAUUUUUUUUCCCAUCAAAACAGGCAAUACCAAAAUUAUAUGUCAAGUGUUCAGGGUUCUUGCUUUAGAUACAGUGUUCAGAGAUUUACACCUUAAUACCAACAGUGAACUCAAAUAUCGGGAGAUGAUAUAAGCUACACAGGUUGUAGAAAAUCGCUGUGAAACAACUGUGCUUCACUUUUAAGUCUCUUUUUCUCAAAGAAAAUCUGCCAAUUCAAUAUGUCCAAGCAUCCCGACUCAUAGCCACUUUAUUAAGGUACGUAAUAAACAAAACCGUUUGUAAAUCUGUCAAGAUUUCAGCGAGUUAAGAGUAUUUUUGAUCAUGCAAAUUACUCACCUUCCAUCAGCUACCAUACAAUGUACGAGAAUGGUAUACUGAAGUAAGAUGGCCGCCGUGUACGGACGCCGGUGAUUCUGAUCGCUUCCCGCGUAGAGUGGCGGCGCUAUUUUUACCUCUCUUUCUAAAUCCAUAUAACACACUGAAGUCCUUCAAAAUCACACUUCAAAACUCGCGCUAUGUUGAGUUUGACGUUGUUUAAAUGUAAAGGUAUAAUUUUGAGGAUUUCACAGCGUACAAACCUGAAAAACACGGUAGAAAAGUUUCGAAGAUGGAGACCCGAGCCAUUCAUUUUCCCUCCCGAAUUUCUGAGGAGGGGGCGGUCCCUCCAGAAAGUCAUCCGGGCACAACACGCCCUGGCUCAUUAAUUCCCCUCUCCAUUCUCCUCAUGAACUAAAGUUCCUUCACACCUCAAAUAUGUGUAAAAUAAACACUUAGGUUUUCAGUAUGGAUGGAAAUUGUCUUUACAUUUAAUGUGUAACAUAGUAACACUUGUGAAAACGACCCCUUUCUUUUCUUUUCCUUGUUUAUUUUUUUUUUCUAUUUCUUCAUAAAAUAAAUAUUAUUAUAAUCAUUAUUUGUCUUUCUAAUAUUUAAUAUCAUUUCACAUCCAGUCCAUCUAAAAAGGACUACUUUUUUAAAAUCAGCCUAUCUUUAUAAACUUGCACAUGUAGUAAUAUUUAAACAGCAGAAUCAGUGACAUUUAGCUGAAACACCAGUACGCUGAUCUCUAGUUUUACUCUCACAGUCUCUCACAGCAGCAGCUCAGUGUCAGAGGUGGUUCAGUUGUGGUGUGUCUGGAGGUCAGAGCUGUGAUGCGAAGCUCGCUGUGAGGAUGAUAUCCUCACCCUCGGGGCGAAGCGUUGAACCGACACUCACCCUUCAUGCUGUCUGCGUGUCUGCAUGUGUCACGGCCUCUUCUGGGAAAUCUUCCUCUAUUUUGGGAAAAGAUAAAAACCUGUGGGUGGUUCUGAGGAGACAGAGGUCCUCCUCUGGAGACUGAAUCAUCGUCAAAGUGUCCAGAACGUCAGGGUAUGAUUAAUUACUCUGAUUUAUUACGUCCUAUUAACAUCAUUUCACUGACAGAGCAGAAGACAGAACUAAUGUGAACUCAUCUGUUGUUGGUUUGAGUGCCUGAACUUGAGUGGAGAUCGUCUCCGAGUGGUGAAGCUCCUGAUCUUUUCUUACUAUUAGGUGUUAGGUCCAGAUUUCAGUCAGAAAAGUGCACUGUUUUAUGUUUGUAGCCUGCUGGCCAAUCAGGUGUCAGCAGGGAAAACAGUCUGUAUGGAGAGCAAAAUCAAGAGGAGCACAAUCCACAAUAUUGAAGUCACAGCUCCCGGAGUUGGUAAUCUGAGGAUUUCUUUCUUUAAUCCAAACAUUUCCAUAAUCUAUAAAUGCAGUAUGGUCUUUCUCAAGUUGUCUGUGACCCAUCUUUCUAUGUCAGUGCUGGUUUGGAUCCUGGUUUUUCAGGUUAACAACCUGAAAAAGAAAGGUUACUCGGUACGCCUUCAGUGUUGUGCCACCUCCUGCAACCCAAAUCAGUCUGUUGCUCACUAUCGCCACAUAGUGGAGAGAAAAUUUAACAUCCUUCUCAGAUUAUUUCCCCACCCUUACCCUAACCCUAAAAAAGCAAAGUGAAAGAACCAAAUUCAACAAAAGUUAAAGGUUUAUAUUAAAAGUUGAUCAAAAGAAACAAAUGUUAAAAGCAUGUUUAUAUUGUUUUUGUACAUGGACUUCAUCAUUGCUCUUUAACACAGGUGUUAGCAUUUAGCAGUCGAAGAGUUAGGUUGCACCCCUUCCUCAUCGACUCAGCUUGUAGAAAUAAAACGUAAAAAUCUUUUCUCUUUCUCUGCUGUUGUCGUGUUCCUGGUAUAAUGUGUUUUGUAUUGACAUCAUGAAUUGUGCGCUGUCAGAGCUGCAGGGUCUGGUGCGAGGUAGUUUGCCCUUUCAGCAGCAACCUGACAAACACUGUUUCAGUCUGAACUAAGCUCUGUGACAUUUAAAAUGAUCCCUUCAUUUCAUAUGACGGCAGGCGGCUGCUCGACUCACAGAGCUCAAACAACUCGAGGGAUUAUUCAAAAAUAACUCUGAGUGACUGUCUGAGCAUCUCUCUUCGGUCCGUGAUAAACAUUAUACGUACGACAUGACAUCAGCUACAACAACUCAUACUUACUCCCUUUGAUUCAAGCAUGAAUAUCUAUCCAUAACCCUAGGGUGACCAUAUUCUGACUUCCCAAAAAGAGGACACAACUACGCAGUUGCGGAGUCAGAUCAGGAGUCAGGGUCGGAUCGAGUGUCUUUUAUGUGCUUCUAACUCAGUGAGUCCACGUGACACAAAAUUAAAACUCUCGUACAAAACUGCGGACAUUUGAAGGAUUUUAAAAACUUCCCCGGACAAGCCCGGACAGUCCCCAAAAACGAGGACAUGUCCAGGUAAAAGACAACAUAUGGUUACCCUACAUAACCUGUUAACUGUAACCUAGUCUGUUCAAUCUGUGGACUAAAAAUGUUACUCAUGGUACUAAAUGUGGAGUUCCUCAGGGAAGCAUUUUUGGCCCCUUUUUAUUUCAUACACAUCCUUCAACAAGAGAAUACUUUCACAAACCAGCAUGCCGAUUAUCACCGUAUGCAGAUGAUACUAAGUUAUAUAAGCACUUAGAGCUGCAUGUUUGGAAGGCCUACCAGAGCACCGCUUAAUGGUGUUAAUCAUCAUUUUUACAUUGAUAGAACCAAGAAGUUCUGUAUUGUUCUGUAGGCCAGUAUCCAUCCCACUCAGAGGACCGGUCCACAGGGUCUCAUGAGCUAAAGGGUCUCACCAUAACAGAGAACAUUCCCACAGCAGCACUGGCAGCUAUUGUCAACAGGUCUGGGGAUUGAAGGUAAAUCCCGCUCUCUUUGUUGUAGUGCUGGUAUGCGCUGACAUCUGGAUCAGCACAGCCUGGUGGUGGAAAGGCUGGGUGGGACCCCCGACUUGGGCCACUGCUGGUCUCCCACGGGUCUUAAGACCAAUAACAGGCUGCAGGCGAAGGGUCCACAGGUGCACCGAGUCCUGCAGCCGGGCCUCCAACAAUAA
This is a messenger RNA of Xyrichtys novacula (pearly razorfish), 20498 nucleotides long. NCBI's taxonomy places the organism in Eukaryota, Metazoa, Chordata, Actinopteri, Labriformes, Labridae. The record is from the annotation of a GenBank genome assembly.